AUGCCAACCACUUCACCACUUGCCCACUUCGGCAUCGAAGACAUGUCCCUCGCUGGCUGGCCGGCCGGCUGGCCCGCCACCCCGAUCGUCAAGGCGAGGCGUUCUCCGCAAACCCUCCACACCCCAGACAGAACCCCGCCUCCCGGCGUCUGUUCCCCGCGCGCACCGCGGCCUCCGCUGCUGCCUGCUACAUACCCUCCCCGGUCCCCCAUCCCAUUCCCAGAUCCCACCGACGCAGCACAGCGAUCGAAACGCGACCCGAACCGACGCAAUGGCGACGCUCACCGUCCCUCCUCCGUCCCAGCCGUCGCCGAGGACUGCGAGCAGCUGCACAAGGCCUUCGAAGGUUGGGGCACCAACGAGGAGCUGAUCAUCUCCAUCCUGGCCCACCGCAACGCCGCGCAGCGCCGCGCGAUCCGCCGCGCCUACGCCGAUGUGUACGGGAAGGAGCUGCUCCGCGCCCUCGGCGACGAGAUCCACGGCAAGUUCGAGGGCGGUGAUCCUGUGGACGCUGGACCCGCGGAGAGGGACGCGGUGCUGGCGAACGAGGAGGCGAAGAAGUGGCACCCCGGCGGCCGCGCGCUGGUGGAGAUCGCGUGCGCGCGCACGCCCGCGCAGCUCUUCGCGGCCAAGCAGGCGUACCACGACCGCUUCAAGCGCUCGCUCGAGGAGGACGUUGCCGCGCACGUCACCGGCGACUUCCGCAAGCUGUUAGUGCCUCUUGUAAGUGCAUAUCGCUAUGAUGGCCCAGAGGUGAACACAUCUUUGGCCCAUUCUGAAGCCAAAAUUCUUCAUGAGAAGAUCGAUAAGAAGGCUUACAGUGACGAGGAGAUCAUCAGGAUUCUCACCACACGGAGCAAAGCUCAGCUACUUGCAACAUUCAAUAGCUACAAGGAUCAGUUCGGUCAUGCAAUCAACAAGGAUCUGAAAGCUGACCCCAAGGAUGAGUUCCUUGCAACACUGCGGGCGAUCAUCCGGUGCUUCACCUGCCCUGACAGAUACUUCGAGAAACUCAUUCGACUGGCUCUUGGAGGCGUGGGCACAGAUGAGGAUGCUCUCACCAGGGUCAUAACUACUCGCGCCGAGGUCGACCUGAAGCUGAUAAAGGAGGCUUACCAGAAGAGGAACAGUGUGCCGCUGGAGCGUGCUGUUGCCAAAGAUACAACUAGAGAUUAUGAGGAUAUUCUGCUUGCCCUCCUAGGGGCGGAGUGA
This is a messenger RNA of Miscanthus lutarioriparius, 1212 nucleotides long. Lineage: Eukaryota; Viridiplantae; Streptophyta; Magnoliopsida; Poales; Poaceae. The record is from the annotation of a GenBank genome assembly.